This is a messenger RNA of Fimicolochytrium jonesii, 1558 nucleotides long. RefSeq lists its product as uncharacterized. The record is from RefSeq and is a predicted model, not a curated record. The transcript is spliced from 9 exons. Gene Ontology annotation, molecular function: calcium ion binding. Gene Ontology annotation, cellular component: uniplex complex. NCBI's taxonomy places the organism in Eukaryota, Fungi, Chytridiomycota, Chytridiomycetes, Spizellomycetales, Powellomycetaceae. The coding region runs from base 99 to 1385 and encodes 428 amino acids. Gene Ontology annotation, biological process: calcium import into the mitochondrion; mitochondrial calcium ion homeostasis.
CACAGUCACAGUCGCGUGGGACGGCGAACUGCUUGAACUCUGGAGACUCUCGUCGUUUAUAAAAACACAAGUACGAGAUAUCGCAGCUGCCGCGGACGAUGCGGUUGCAACAGUGUCAAGCGUCAUCACGGCUUUUGGCCACCCGGCUACGAGGGAUAGUUCAUAAUGGGUCUCGGCACCAGCGCUUCCUCCAAACGGCGACCGAACGCAUGUCGAACGCUUCAUAUGGACUUGGGAUGCGGGUUUCUGUAGGACUAUUGAUAGGGGCGGGGGCCUUUGGGCUGUAUACUCAAAGCAAGGCACCCAUCCUCUGUGAUGACGGCGCUAAACAAGGGGUGUAUGAUAGGUGGAAAGACGACAAGAUCGGCGCGUAUGAGAAUCGUAUCAGAAGCUUCUCACAUCCGUGGAAAGUGUUCCAAUACUUUGCAACAGCACAUAAACAUGGACAACCAUACAUGACCACCGAGGACUUUAUUCGGUCAUUAAUGCCAUAUCGAAGCUAUCGCGCGUCUGGCAAGCUCAAGCGGGUGCCAUCAGCAGAAGCCUUCUUCGCGUUGGCCGACACAGAUGGGGACGGCCUGAUUAGCUUCUCGGAGUAUAUGAUCUUCUUGUGUCUUCUUGGCACACCCGAGUUCCACUGGAAGAUCAGCUUCAAACUCUUCGACAUUAACGGCGACGGGACAGUGUCGAAAGAUGAGUUUGAGAAGAUCAUGCUUCAUCAUGCGACGGGGCUUGGCUUUGGCAGUCGGUUGGGCAACCAAGAAAGACAAAAAGUUGAUGUUACGCACAGCGGCAUCUACAAACUGUUCUUUGGAAACCAAGGCGAGAAGAACAUGGUCUACGACGAAUUCAUAGACUUCAUGAGAAGACUUCACCUGGAGACCUUGAAGUUGGAAUUCGCCCAGUUCGACGUGGAGGAGAAGACGAACAGCAUCAGCAUGAGGGACUUUGCGCUUUCAUGCAUCAGCUACGCACCGCCAUCGCAACUACCGAAAUUGAUUGACAAAGCCGCCCAACUGCCGAACUAUGCGGAGCGGGUGACGUUUGACGAGUUUUAUGCAUUCGAUCAAAUGGUUAGAACGCGAUUGCAUGAUCUGGGACUGGCCUACAAGCUGUAUACAUCCAUGGAGCACGGACUGGAUCGGACAGACUUCCGUCGCGUCGUCAAGGCCGUCACGACCACCGACUUGACUGCUGGACAAGUCGACGUCAUCUUUGAAAUGUUCGAUUUCAACCAUGAUGGAUACCUCAACAUCGACGAGUUCUACCAACAAGUGAUGAAAGGCAGACAUUCGAGAGGACUGGACACGGACAGGAGCAUCGGGAUAUCGAAAUUCUUCCAUACGGUGUCCAAAUGUGUACGGGAGGCUUAUGAUGAGACGUAGAGGGACGAAGGGGGAGGAGCCCUUUUGGGCUCAUGGAGGGACUGAUCCUACGCCGCUCGAGAGUGGAUGAAGAACACUCCUUUUGCACAUGUACAUAUUUCAGAGAGGUUUUGCGUGGUGGAGAGACAGUGGGCGGAGCGUUCGAAUACAACUUCUCCAUCUGCCCCCGAAAA